This is a messenger RNA of Dipodomys ordii (Ord's kangaroo rat), 5153 nucleotides long. RefSeq names its product ATP-binding cassette sub-family A member 8-like. The transcript is spliced from 38 exons. The record is from RefSeq and is a predicted model, not a curated record. Gene Ontology annotation, molecular function: lipid carrier activity; ABC-type transporter activity; ATP binding. Gene Ontology annotation, cellular component: mitochondrial inner membrane; intracellular membrane-bounded organelle. Bases 160 to 4890 code for a protein of 1576 amino acids. Gene Ontology annotation, biological process: lipid transport; transmembrane transport. NCBI's taxonomy places the organism in Eukaryota, Metazoa, Chordata, Mammalia, Rodentia, Heteromyidae.
CACAGGAUCGGUUCACAGAAGUCAAAUGGUUAAUGCAAAUUCUAGAGAUGUAAUAGACACCAGGAAAAAAAUUAAAAAGCUAUUGUCUUCUAAACACAGAGACCAGAGGACAAACUGUCUCUAGAUUCCUUGCUUCAAAUUUCUCAAAAACAGGAUAAAAUGGGCAACAGAGAGAUACAGGUGUGUCAGCAAACGUGGGCAUUGUUACACAAGAACAUCCUUAAAAAAUGGAGAAUGAAAAGAGAAACAUUAAUGGAAUGGAUGAAUGCUUUCCUCCUCCUGCUUUUGUUGUACAUAUAUCCUAACGAUCAUCAAGUUAAUGAUUUUUCUUCCCUGAAUUCUAUGGACUUGGGAAGAGUAGAUUCAUUUAGUGGACCCAGAUUUACAAUUGCCUACACUCCUCUUACCAAUACAACCCAACAGAUCAUGAAGAAAGUUGCCUCUACCUCUUUCAUGACAGGCAGAGAAGUUUUUGGAAUGUCUGAUGAAGAGAGUAUUAAAGAAGUAACAGCAAAUUACCAUGAGGAAAUAGCAAGAGUCAUUUUUACUGAUACAUACUCCUAUCAUCUGAAAUUCGUGUUAGGGAAAAGAAUCCCAGAAAAGAAAGAACACAGAGACCACACAGCUCAUUGUGUCGAAAUAGAUGAAGAUAUUGACUGCCAACUUUCAAUAUUCUGGAAGGAAGGUUUUGUGGCUCUUCAAGCUGCCAUUAAUGCUGCUAUUAUUGAAGUCACAACCAAUCAUUCUGUGAUGGAGGAACUGAUGUCAGUCACUGGGAAGCUCAUGGUGGUACAUCCCUUCAUCGGUCAAGGAGGAGUUACAACUGACUUCUUCAUCCUCUUCUGCAUUAUUGCCUUCUCCCCAUUCAGUUAUUAUGCAUCUGCCAAUGUUACAAGAGAGAGGAAAAAGAUGAAGGGUUUGAUGAAAAUGAUGGGCCUUCGAGAUUUGGCCUUCUGGCUGUCCUGGGGUUUGCUCUAUGCCGGUUUCAUCUUCAUUAUGGCCCUUUGCUUGGCACUUGUGAUCAAAUCUAUCCAGUUUUUUGUCAUGACCGACUUCAUGAUAGUCUUCACCCUCUUUCUUCUUUAUGGAUUGUCCACGAUAGCGCUGGCUUUCUUGAUGAGCGUCUUGGUAAAGAAGUCUUUCCUCACCGGCCAGCUUGUGUUCCUUCUCACCAUCUUUUGGGGGAGCUUGGGGUUCACCGCAUUAUACAGAUACCUUCCUGUAUCCUUGGAGUGGAUUCUAAGCAUUUUUAGUCCCUUCGCCUUCAUGCUUGGGAUGUCCCAGAUGUUACACUUGGAUUAUGAUUUGAAUUCUAAUGCAUCUCCUGACCCAAGCAGCUCAAAUCUCAUCAUAGCCACAAACUUCAUGCUGGCAUUUGAUACAUUCCUCUACCUGGCAUUGACAAUGUACUUUGAGAAGAUUUUGCCAAAUGAAUAUGGACAUCGAUAUCCACCCUUGUUUUUCCUGAAGUCCUCAUUUUGGUCACCAGAACAAAAGCCUGAACACAUGACACUGGACAAUGUGGUAGAUUCUGAUUCCUCACUGAAUGACUCUUUUGAACCAGUGUCUCCAGAAUUCCAUGGGAAAGAGGGCAUCAGAAUCAGAAAUGUUACCAAAGAAUAUAAAGGAAAACCUGAUAAAAUAGAAGCCUUGAAAGACCUGGCACUGGACAUCUACGAAGGUCAGAUCACCGCAAUUCUUGGUCACAGUGGUGCUGGAAAAUCAACACUGUUGAAUGUGCUCAGCGGCCUGUCUGUUCCCACCAAAGGUUCUGUGACCAUCUACAACAAGGAACUCUCAGACGCAGCUGAACUGGAAAACAUCCUCCAGAUGGUGGGAGUGUGUCCCCAGUCCAAUGUGCAGUUUGACUUCCUUACUGUGAGAGAGAACCUCAGGCUCUUUGCUAAAAUUAGAGGUAUUCUGCCACAAGAAGUGGAUAAGGAGGUAAACAGAGUUUUGCUGGAAUUGGAAAUGAAAAAUAUCCAGGAUGUCCUGGCUCAGAACUUGAGUGGAGGACAAAAGAGAAAGCUGAGCUUUGGGAUUGCCAUCUUAGGAGAUCCGCAGAUUUUCCUAUUGGAUGAACCAACCGCCGGGCUGGAUCCCAUCUCAAGGCACCGAGUCUGGAAUCUUCUGAAGGAACGGAAAGCAGACCGAGUGAUCCUCUUCAGUACCCAGUUCAUGGAUGAGGCUGACAUCCUGGCUGAUAGGAAAGUGUUCCUCUCAAAAGGGAAGCUGAAGUGUGCAGGAUCUUCUUUGUUUUUGAAGAAGAAGUGGGGGAUUGGAUAUCACUUAAGUUUGCAGUUGAAGGAAAUAUGUGCUCGGGAAAACAUUACAUCUCUUGUUAAACAGCACAUCCCCAAUGCCAAGUUAUCAGCAGAAAGUGAAGGAAAGCUGGUCUAUACGUUACCCUUAGAAACAACCUGUAGGUUUCCAGAACUGUACAAGGAUCUUGACAACUCUCCUGGCCUGGGAAUUGAGAAUUAUGGGGUAUCCAUGACAACUCUGAAUGAAGUGUUCCUGAAACUAGAAGGAAAAUCCGCAGUUGAUGAACUGGAUACUGACAUUUUGGGAGACACACAAGUUGAAAGAGCUGGGGACACAGAAAGGCUUAUGGAGAUGGAACACAUCCUCUCUUCCCUGCGGGAGAUGAGAAAGAUGACCAGCGGUGUGGCUCUCUGGGCAUAUCAAAUCUGUGCCAUUGCAAAAGUUCGCUUGCUGAAGUUGAAGCAUGAGAAGAAAGCUCUUCUUUCCUUGCUCUUGAUUCUGGCAGCUGGAUUUUGUCCUCUUCUUUUGGAAUAUAUCUUGAUAAAAAUAUAUCAAAACAGUUACACCUGGGAACUUUCCCCUCAUUUGUACUUCCUUGCUCUGGGACAACCACCCCAGGCACCUCUUACCCAAUUGCUGAUCAUCAAUAAAACAGGGGCAAGCAUUGAUGACUUCCUCCAUUCUGUGGAGCACCAGAACAUCGCCCUGGAGGUGGACAAAUCGGGAACUGGAACUGGCGUGGACGAUCCCUCCUACAACGGCGCCAUCAUAGUGUCGGGCAAUGAAAAGAAAAUACAGAGCAAUCCAUUUCAAUACCUGGGACAUACCACAUUCUGGCUGAUUUUGGCAUCCAGUUGUCCUCCUUAUAUUGCCAUGAGCAGCAUCGAUGAUUAUAAGAGCAAGACUUGGUCCCAGCUACGGAUCUCAGGCCUCUUCCCUUCCGCUUACUGGUUCGGGCAGGCGUGCGUGGACAUUCCUCUGUACUGCUUCAUCUUCAUUUUUAUGUAUUUAAUGGACUUCGCUUUAAGCUUCCAGGAGACUCUAUUCACAGUUGUAAAUCGUAUUAUUCAAAUCCCAUGCUCCAUUGGUUAUGUCCUGUCUCUCAUCUUCUUCACUUAUGUGAUUUCAUUCAUAUUCCGCAAGGGAAGAAAAAACAGUGGCAUUUGGUCAUUUUGCUUCUUUGUCAUCACCUUGUUCUCUGUGGCUGGAUUUUUUUUCGAAAACUAUGAAAAUAUUCCACUAUACUGCAUCACGUUUUUAAUACCACCGGCCACACUGAUCGGUUGUUUGUUCAUUUCUCUUGAUCUUAUCAUGUUAUCUGUCUUUGGUGAAGAAGGAUCAAGGCGCACAGAUCCAUUUCUGGUAUUGCUAAUUCCUUUACUUCACUUUUUUAUUUUUCUUUUUAUUCUCCGAUGUCUGGAAUGGAAGUUUGGAAAGAAAUCAAUGAGAAAGGACCCCUUCUUUAGAAUUUCUCCAAGAAGCAGUGAUGCACUUCAAAAUCCAGAACAGCCCGAAGGGGAAGAUGAAGAUGUUCAGAUGGAAAGAGUGAGAACCACCAACUCUUUGAAUUCUACCAAUUUUGAUGAGACACCAGUCAUUAUUGCCAGCUGUCUACGCAAGGAAUAUGCCAGGAAGAGGAAGCAUUGCUUUUCCAAGAGGAAAAACAAGAUAGCCACCAGAAACAUCUCCUUCUGUGUUCGGAAAGGUGAGAUUUUAGGGUUGUUAGGACACAAUGGGGCUGGUAAAAGCACAUCCAUCAAGGUGAUAACUGGGGACAUGAAGCCAACUGCUGGCCAGGUGCUGCUGAAAGGGAGCAGCGAAGGGGACCCGCUGGGGUUCCUGGGGUACUGCCCGCAGGAGGAUGUGCUGUGGCCCAGCCUGACAGUGAGGGAACACCUGGAGGUGUUUGCAGCUGUGAAGGGACUGAGCAAAGGUGACAAGGAAGUCACCAUCACACGGCUGGUGGACGCGCUCAAGCUGCAGGACCACCUGAAGGCCCCCGUGAAGACCUUAGCAGAGGGAGUGAAGAGAAAGCUGUGCUUUGCGCUGAGCAUCCUGGGAAACCCGUCGGUGCUGCUUCUGGAUGAGCCAUCGACAGGCAUGGACCCCGAGGGGCAGCAGCAAAUGUGGCAGGCGAUCCGAGCCACCGUUCGAAACACAGAGGGGGCCGCCCUCCUGACCACCCAUUACAUGGCGGAGGCCGAGGCUGUGUGUGAUCGUGUCGCCAUCAUGGUGUCUGGAAGGCUGAGGUGUAUUGGUUCCAUCCAGCACCUAAAAAGCAAAUUUGGCAAAGACUACCUGCUGGAGAUGAAGGUGAAGACCCCCGCACAGGGUGAACCCCUCCAUGAGGAAAUCCUGAAGCUUUUCCCCCAGGCUGCUCGCCAAGACCGAUACUCUUCUCUGAUGGUUUAUAAGUUGCCAGUAGAAGAUGUGCGGCCUUUAGCCCAAGCUUUCUUCAAGUUAGAAAAGGUUAAACAGAACUUUGAUCUGGAGGAUUACAGUCUAUCACAGUCCACCCUGGAGCAGGUCUUUCUAGAGCUUUCCAAGGAACAGGAGCUGGAUGGUUUUGAUGAGGAACUGGACCUCUCGGUGAAGUGGAAGCUCCUCCCCCAGGAAGAGCCUUAAGCCACAAAUGCUCUGUGUUUGGGAAUAAGCCUGUGGCUACUUUUAUUUUUGCAGACAUUUAUUUUUAUAGUAUCAAUGGCUUAUAUUCGGAAAGUAUUUCAUAAAUAUGGUGAUGAUUCUUCAUGGGGUACAGUGGAGGAAUAAGGGCUGGGCCGUGGAGGGAGUGUACGUAGAAGGAAAUGACCAUCCCAGCCUCUAGCGCUUGUGCAGGACAUUUGGGCCCUAAUUUCUGUAUACUGCUGAAUAAAAUAUAUUUACUUUUA